AUGGGCGGACAAGGCGCAGGUGUCGGAGGCGGUGAGGGAUCUCCACAGAUCCCGCCGAACGGCGACGGAAACGCUGGAGCAGCACCAAAUGGCGGUGAGGCUGGCGGUGAGGCUGGCCAGCCAGGCCAAGGUGACGGUAACAAUGCUGGAAACGGCGAUGCGGUGAUGGUGUCGGAGGAGGAGCGUGCUGCUGCCCUCUCGUCAACCAUCGGUGCCUACCUCAACCAGCAUGAGCCGCAGCAGGCCGGUCAUACGGCUAGCAAUCUGACCCUGACGGGCGUGGUGACGAAGAAAGCAGCGGAGUCGGUGGUGGAGCGUAAGAAGCUCAAGCUUCAUACCUUCACUGGCGACCAGGCUGGCUUCCCCACGUUCGCGUUUGAGGUGCAGAGCAAGUGCUACGCGGCCAAGAUCGGCUACCUGCUCGACAAAAGCGGCCGUCAGGCCGGGCGAGCCAUCUACGGCACGGUGCAGUACGACGCGGACAAUGCUCAUCUGCACGCGCAGCUGAUAGACGCACUGAUGGGCACCAAUGAUGGGCAACCGCCGACAAAUCCGCGGGCACUGGCUGUCGUCCAGCAAGGGCCGGCGGGCAACGGUGCGGCGGCCUGGGACGCACUGUUGAAGGCG
Molecule: messenger RNA, 627 nt
Organism: Vitrella brassicaformis
Lineage: Eukaryota; Vitrellaceae
Source: the annotation of a GenBank genome assembly